Brassica oleracea var. oleracea is the source of this 922-nucleotide messenger RNA. Its product is annotated as ras-related protein RABA1e-like. The transcript has 3 exons. Gene Ontology annotation, cellular component: endosome. The record is from RefSeq and is a predicted model, not a curated record. NCBI's taxonomy places the organism in Eukaryota, Viridiplantae, Streptophyta, Magnoliopsida, Brassicales, Brassicaceae. Gene Ontology annotation, molecular function: GTPase activity; GTP binding. The coding region runs from base 11 to 691 and encodes 226 amino acids.
UUACCAAUUCAUGGCGGCCACAAACCUCGAGACAUCGUCAAACUCAAACAUAGCCGACGAUGACUAUGAUUACCUCUUUAAACUAGUCUUGAUCGGAGAUUCUGGCGUCGGAAAAACUAACCUCUUAUCUCGGUUCACUAGAAAUGAAUUCAGUAUCGAGUCAAAGUCAACCAUCGGUGUCGAAUUCGCUACGAAAAGCGUUCACGUCGACGAGAAAAUCAUCAAAGCUCAGCUUUGGGAUACCGCCGGUCAAGAAAGAUACAGAGCUAUCACGAGUGCAUAUUACAGAGGAGCAGUAGGGGCUCUUCUAGUAUACGACAUAACUCGACACAUAACGUUCGAGAACGUCGAACGAUGGCUCAAGGAGCUUCGAGACCAUACUGAUGCCAAUAUUGUGAUCAUGCUUGUUGGAAACAAAGCUGAUCUUCGUCACCUUCGUGCUGUUCCCACAGAAGAAGCUAGAUCGUUUUCUGAAAGAGAGAACAUGUUCUUCAUGGAGACUUCUGCUCUUGAUGCUACAAAUGUUGAGCAAGCUUUCACUCAUGUCUUGACUCAGAUCUAUCGUGUUAUGAGCCGUAAGGCUCUUGAUGGUACUGGAGACCCAACGUAUUUGCCUAAAGGACAGAGUAUUGAUAUUGUAAGCAAGGAUGAUGUUACUGCUGUUAAAUCCUCUGGUUGUUGCUCAGGUUGAGAUUAUGGUUUAAGGUUGGUUUUGGUACACAAAUCGCAUUUGUCUGGAAUUAAACAUCGGUCUGGUUAGUAAGGCCGUUUUAGUCUGAACGUAAACUGAACUGAACCGAAAUAUCGCGGUUAGACUUCAGUUAUAGUUUACCGAAAAACUUUGAAAUGUGUAUCCCUAAACAUGUUACUUAAAUUUGUACUAAUGAUUCUUUUUAUAUGCUUGGCAGUACUUUGUUUAGCA